AUGGCGUCUCAACUUAAGGGGUAUGGUGUUACGGUUAACUUCGGCCUCGUGCUUGAUACCUUUAACAUGGAUGAUCUAGAUAAUAUGAUCCGGAAGUGGGAACGCUCUUUCGGAAGCCAUAAAAUCAUUCGAGAAGUUGCGCCUUUCUUUAUAGAAUCUCAUUGGGAAGAGGGCGUCAUUCCUUGUGCAAAACAUUUCCCUGAUUGUGGAACGAUUGUUGAUUCUACGGAUUCUCAUGAAAAAGCGACACGGUCUAUUCUUAUAGAGGAGUUUAAGGAGACCUAUAAGCACGUUGUUGCUAACGUAGAUGUUCCGAUGGUCAUGACAACCCAUAAUAUUGUUAUUGGGGAUGAAAGCGAAUUACCUGCAACGUUUUCUCCGUAUGUUCUCUCCAUCUUAAGAAAUGAGAUCGGGUUUGGAGAAUGUAUUAUUACAGAUGAUUUAACAAUGGGAUCGAUUCGGGGCGAGACAUUAAAAGCAACCAUCGACCAAGGGACAGAGGAGGUUUUCUUGGGGCACAAUGGGUAUUCUAUGCGGGAUAUUUUGACACGUUCUUUGAAUGCAGGGCACGAUUUACUUCUCUUUAAAAAUUUGUCUCAGUUUAAAGGUGACAAUGGAGGAUUCCGGGAUUUUACACCAGAAGAGGUGGUCAACAUUAUCUAUGAGCAAGUCGAAACAGGGGAAAUUGACAGACAACGAAUUUUGGAAAGCUACGAAAGGGUAGAAGCGCUAAAAGGACGGAUCAACUAG
This is a messenger RNA of Stylophora pistillata, 750 nucleotides long. RefSeq names its product beta-hexosaminidase-like. Lineage: Eukaryota; Metazoa; Cnidaria; Anthozoa; Scleractinia; Pocilloporidae. The record is from RefSeq and is a predicted model, not a curated record.